Messenger RNA from Spodoptera littoralis (African cotton leafworm), 1948 nucleotides. Lineage: Eukaryota; Metazoa; Arthropoda; Insecta; Lepidoptera; Noctuidae. The record is from the annotation of a GenBank genome assembly.
AUGAGUUUGAUGGAUCCUUGGGGCAGUGAAAUUGGGAAUUCUGAGGUUCUAUCAGAGUUUGAAGAUAAUUUUCAACCAACUUCCGUAUCGGAGAAGCUAUCCGAUUCUGAACAGUAUCUCGCAAUUUUAGAGCGCAAACUGAAGGCAGUCAAGUCCAAGAAUAAAGUAGUUGAGAACUUAGCAGCAUACAGGGCUGAUUGCAUUGACCGAUUGAUGCGUGAGGGCUGUGACCUCGACCCGGUCAUAGGAGAUACAGAGAACGAAAAACUGUUGCAGGAGUAACUUCUCAAAUUAUUUAAGAAUAUUGUAAGUAAUCAUGGCAUCCGCAUCUGCUAUUAAUAUUGAUUUAUCAGGGGCUACCUACUGUGUACUUUCAGGGGCCUCACAGGGAAUAGGCCGGGCUAUUGCAGUGGAACUGUCAAAGCACCUUGGCCCAAAAUCCUUAAUGUUACUAUUGGCCCGUAACAAAGAGGAACUUGCUAAGACAGCCGACCUCUGUAAAUCUGAUAAUGUUAAUAUUGUUUUUGAGUCUAUGGAUCUCUCUAAAGCAUCUGCAGCAGACAUGCUCAGUGUGAUUCAGUCUUCUCUAAAAGGGUACAAUGUUACUGAUUUUGCAACCAGUGUCAUUUUCCAUAAUGUUGGCUCACUGGGCAACCUGUCAGUGGAGACUGAGCGCAUGGAGAAUGUGGAGGAAAUGAGACAUUACUAUGAUUUAAAUGUGUUCAAUGUAAUCUCUCUGAAUACUCAAUUCCUCAAAGUUUUCGAGGAUGUUGAAGACAGAGUUGUUAUUGUGAAUGUGACAUCUUUGUGUGCCAUUAAACCUAUGAGUGGUAUGGCCAGCUACUGCAGUGGUAAGGCUGCUAGGGAGAUGUACUUCAAGGUACUGGCUGAGGAGAAGAAGCACAUCAGAGUGUUGAACUACUCUCCUGGACCUGUGGAGACAUCUAUGAUUGACUAUGUGUUGGCUGAAACAGUCAAUGCUAACUUGAGGGAGGUAUUUACAUCAUUUAGGUCCCAAGGUGCUCUGCUAAAGCCAGAAAUAACUGCAAAGAAAUGUUUGAAAGUCCUCUUGCAGGGCAAAUUCAGUCCCGGUGAGCAUGUGGACUAUUUUGAUGAUGAGUAGAUAGAUAUCUUCCACUAUCUAGGAGUAGCUUUCUUACUUGAAUAUUUGCCAAACUAUCAAUGAGAUUAUAAAUUAUUAGCUUCUAUAUACUAUAUUAAUAUGCUGUAAUAAUCUAGAUUAUUUCAUAUCAAUCUGUGUUACUGACUAAGGUGUUUCAAUGUCUAGAGGUGAUUUAGAACAUAUAUGUGUCUAGCUGUUGGAAUCCUAUAACACCAUUCUCUUUAUGUGUGAUGUGUCUUGAUGACUAAUGUUGAUAACCAGAAUCUCAUAAAUACAUGUAUGUAAAAUCUGUUAUGUGUUCCAUGUUCUAAUAUGAAAUGUCUAGAUAUGUAAUUGUCUGUUCUUUAUAAAUAGUUUCUGACAAAAUAUUAAAUAAAGAUUACAUUUACCAUAGUUGGUAUUACAUAUUUUAUGAGUUACCUGCUUUUGUAAUUUAUUUGUUAAGUUUUCCAGAACAAACUUCGAGCUGAGUUCAAAUGAACAAAAAUGAAAAUUGUGAUUAGUUAUUUAUUUUUGUUAUUAGAAGUAUUUGAACAAAUUUUAUUAAAUGUUAUUUAAGUGAAUAGGUAGAAUUUUGUCAGAAACAGCAAAUGUACCCAUCAUAGUACUUGGCAUAAUAAAAUUUCGCAAUGAAUCACUUUGUGGUGUGGUAAUUUGAGUCGGUUAGUGUCACGUGUACUGUGUACUGGUACCAUGAUGGUGUCAAAUGAAACAUUCCAUAGUAAAGUAACAUACCUAUAUGUAUACGUAACAUUCCAUAGCGUCAUGUAUCAAGUAGUCUUAUGAAUGCAAUUCAUAUUAACAAUAAAUGCUUGAAUUAAAGUU